UGGCGGCCGGGCUCGGGCCGCGCGCGGUGGGGCCGGGAAGGGGAGUGAGGGCGCGCACGGUCGUGUGUGUCGGUCAAAGCAGGAAGGUGGCGAAGGGAGGCGAGGCCGAGUGGGAGGCGGGAGGGGACGGGCGGGAGGAGGAGGAGGAGGAGAAGCAGCAGCAGCAGAAGAAGCCCAAGGUGGGAGGAGAAGCAGGUGGGAGGGUGGCGGCUCCCUCUGGACCCGGCGGGGACGGCGCGAUGAGGCGGGUGACCCUGUUCCUAAACGGCAGCCCGAAGAAUGGAAAGGUGGUUGCUGUAUAUGGAACUUUAUCUGAUUUGCUUUCUGUGGCCAGCAGUAAACUCGGUAUAAAAGCCACCAGCGUGUACAAUGGAAAAGGUGGCCUGAUUGAUGAUAUUGCUUUGAUCAGGGAUGAUGAUGUUUUGUUUGUGUGUGAAGGAGAGCCCUUUAUUGAUCCACAGACAGAUUCUAAACUGCCUGAAGGAUCAGCAGGCUCUCACACUGACUGGCUGACAUUGAAUGUUGGAGGGCGAUACUUCACAACUACACGGAGCACUUUAGUGAAUAAAGAACCCGACAGUAUGCUGGCCCACAUGUUUAAGGAUAAAGGUGUCUGGGGAAAUAAGCAAGAUCAUAGAGGAGCUUUCCUAAUUGACCGAAGCCCUGAAUACUUUGAACCCAUUUUGAACUACUUACGUCAUGGGCAGCUCAUAGUAAAUGAUGGCAUUAAUUUAUUGGGUGUAUUAGAAGAAGCCAGAUUUUUUGGUAUUGACUCAUUGAUUGAACAUCUAGAAGUAGCAAUAAAGAAUUCUCAACCACCUGAGGAUCAUUCACCAAUAUCUCGAAAGGAAUUUGUACGAUUUCUGCUAGCUACUCCAACCAAGUCAGAAUUGCGUUGCCAGGGUUUAAACUUCAGUGGUGCUGAUCUUUCUCGUUUGGACCUCCGAUACAUUAACUUCAAAAUGGCCAAUUUAAGUCGCUGCAAUCUUGCACAUGCUAAUCUCUGCUGUGCAAAUCUUGAACGAGCUGAUCUCUCUGGAUCAGUGCUUGACUAUGCAAAUCUCCAGGGAGUAAAGAUGGUUUGUUCAAAUGCAGAAGGGGCAUCCUUGAAACUCUGUAAUUUUGAAGAUCCUUCUGGUAUUAAAGCCAAUUUAGAAGGUGCUAAUCUGAAGGGUGUGGAUAUGGAAGGAAGUCAGAUGACAGGAAUCAACCUGAGAGUUGCUACCUUGAAAAAUGCCAAGUUAAAGAACUGUAACCUUAGAGGAGCAACUCUGGCAGGAACUGAUUUAGAGAAUUGUGACCUGUCUGGAUGUGAUCUGCAGGAAGCCAACCUGAGAGGUUCCAACGUGAAAGGCGCCAUCUUUGAGGAGAUGCUAACACCGCUGCACAUGUCCCAAAGCGUUAGAUGAGAGUGUUUGUUAGAAGAGGCUGAAAGAGACACCAGGCUGAAAAUGUUCUAUCACUUUAAUUGCUUAUCCCACUCUCCUGCCUAGAAGAAAUAACACUGAUAGGGAAUUAAAAAAACAUGUAGAGGACUAUGUUGUUCUGAAUGGUGCAUAAGGGGGAAAGUGACCAUCUCCCCUGAUCAUCUGAACAGAGAAGCACUCAUGUAAUAGAUGUAGAGAAACUCAUUUAUAUUGCUGCCUUUUGAGUAUGGCUGGGGAAUUUUCCUGGCUUUGUGACCAGGAAUUCUAUAUAUUAUAAUUUGCAUUCAAAUACAGAUGAUGGGGAAAUGUAAUCCUGGUUUGAAAUGCAUUUGAGGAGUUUAAUUUAUGAAAAGCACAAUAUAUGCAAUUCUAUUUAUUGAAUCGCUAAAUGCAGUGUAUUUAAGUUGUUAUAUUUUAGGAGAUUUUGAAAGUUGUUCAGGUUGAUAAAUAGCUUUAGUGACACUUCCCCUAACCUAUGACACCAUUUAAAUAUGGUGAUAUCAGAUUUUUCUUUUCAGGUUCUUUUUAUAAUGGUUAUAUUUUAGAAUAAAGUAGAAGCUAAAUUAAAGAUGCCCUCUGGUUAUAUUUUAGAAUAAAAUAGAAGCUAAAUUAAAGAUUCCCUCUGCUUUUACUGAUUAAAACAGUGAAUGGAAAUACACCAUUGUUAGCAGAAAGUGGAACUCUCCAUGUGGAGAAAGACUUCCUUCAGUUGCAUCUUCUAAGCAUUCCUUAGGAUUUCCUUCAAAGUAAGUUCCACUCAGCACCAAUAUUAUUGAUUUACGCUGCUAGCCUUGUUUCCUUCUAUAAUAAUAAUAAAAAAAAAGUAUAGGGAGAUGCUUCAAGACCAAAAACCCAGGUGUAUUAUUAAUAUCAUUUAAUUCAAAUGCCAAGUCAUUUUAGCAAGCCCAGCUCAGUAACAGAUAGUAAAUUCUAAUCUACUUCAAAGUAAUAAUAAAAUAUGAGUGAAUGUGGUAGGGUAGUCUUUUAGAAAUCAGCAUAAUUUCAACUGACAUCCUGCAGUAAGAAUGAAAGAUUUUUGCAGUUGAGUUGGGGUGUAGUCAUCAGAAAGACCUAAUAAAUACAGAAUAAAGAUAUUUGACUGGCCUGAGACAUAAUACCAACCAGUUAUCACCUGUGGUUCUUUUAAUAUAUUUUUAAAUUUGAUUCGGUUUUAUAAAAAAUACAUCAGCCUGAUUUUCUUGAGUUAUCAUCUCUGUGGUAGCAGAGAUGGGGUUUAUACUUUCUUACUAAUGACUGGUGUCCUUAUGUCUACCCAAGAGCAGGGAUAGAAGCUAUGUCCAAAUUGGUUCUGAAUUCUACCGAUGUAUAUCGGUUUGAGGCAAUGAAUCAUUAAAAUCAUUUUGUCUCCUUUGGGAGGAUGACAUGUCUUCAGUAUUUAUGUGGCUUUUUCUUCCAUGUAUACAUAUGCAAAGCUUUCCUUACAGUAAAGGCUACAUAUGCAUAGUGGGAGACCAGACCUUUACAGAUAAAGGAAAGCAACUUCAGAAAUGAAUUAUUUUCUUUGCUUUAUUAUUUUUAUCAAGACAGAAAGUAUUGUAUUGAGAGAUCUAUUUUCAUAAUCAAUAUGUGCCUAAAUUAUAUUUAAAUCAUUUCACUCUGUACUAUAUUUUCAGUAAUUAUAGAAUGUACUAUUCAUCUACUUAAGAGUACCUCUGUAGACGUAACCUAAAACUGCAGAAGAGAUUUGAAGAAUUAUAUGGUAUGCUUAGAAAACUGCAGGUUUUGGGUAUAAUGUAUACUGUAUUGAUGACCAACACGAAAUGUAAUGAAGGCGUUUCUUGUCUUGCUUUAAGUAUUGAUGACCAGCCCUGAAAGUUCUAGGUGGAAAGAAAAUAAAGCAUAUCACAAGUCAUGGUA
Messenger RNA from Suncus etruscus (white-toothed pygmy shrew), 3305 nucleotides. It is a transcript of the gene KCTD9, whose product is annotated as potassium channel tetramerization domain containing 9. The coding region runs from base 240 to 1409 and encodes 389 amino acids. Gene Ontology annotation, molecular function: protein binding. The transcript is spliced from 12 exons. Gene Ontology annotation, biological process: intracellular signal transduction; protein homooligomerization. Lineage: Eukaryota; Metazoa; Chordata; Mammalia; Eulipotyphla; Soricidae. The record is from RefSeq and is a predicted model, not a curated record.